Molecule: messenger RNA, 512 nt
Organism: Agelaius phoeniceus (red-winged blackbird)
Lineage: Eukaryota; Metazoa; Chordata; Aves; Passeriformes; Icteridae
Source: RefSeq, a predicted model, not a curated record
GCAUCCCCUACGGCCCCACACGCCCCCCAGGAACAGCCUGAACGAGUAUUUCAAGGACAGCAGGAACGUGAAGAAGCUGAAGGACCCCACCAUGCGCUUCAAGCUGCUCAAGCACACCCGGCUGAACGUGGUGGCGUUUCUGAACGAGCUGCCCAAGACCCAGCACGACGUCAACUCCUUCGUGGUGGACAUUUGUGCCCAGACGAACACGCUGCUCUGCUUCACCGUCCACGGCAUCUUCAAGGAAGUGGAUGGGAAGUCCCGGGACUCUGUUCGGGCCUUCACGCGGAUGUUCAUCGCGGUGCCGGCCGGGAACAGCGGGCUGUGCAUCGUGAACGACGAGCUGUUCGUGCGCGGGGCCAGCCCCGAGGAGCUGCGCAAAGCCUUCGCCCUGCCCGCCCCCACGCCCUCCUCCAGCCCCGUGCCCACCCUGACGGCCGAGCAGCAGGAGAUGCUGGCGGCCUUCGCCAUGCAGUCGGGCAUGAACCUCGAGUGGUCCCAGAAGUGAGUAC